This is a messenger RNA of Diatraea saccharalis (sugarcane borer), 1767 nucleotides long. The record is from the annotation of a GenBank genome assembly. Lineage: Eukaryota; Metazoa; Arthropoda; Insecta; Lepidoptera; Crambidae.
AUGGCAGAAACCCCAGCACAGGCUGACAAUAAAGUCGCCCAGGGCGAUUUAGUCGUCAAAGAUUUGGUGGAAGGCAUCAAAAAAGAAUUAGAUGUGCUAGUUAAGCCAGAGCCACAUGAGUGUGUGAUAUGUGUAGUCCGCAGCAAUGACACGUACGACAUUUACGCGACCAACACUACUGCCACAGGCAUUUCGUUGCACAGCUUCCUGUUGAAGUUCACAAACUCCAAUCUCGCUGAAGCACAACACUCUAAAUAUAUCUGCAAAAAUUGUCAUGACCUCGUCAAUCUUUUAGAACAGGCCGAGAUAGAAUAUUUAAAAUUAAAAGAAACUUUUGAAUCUAUUCUAAGUAAGAAUCCUCUAUUUGAAUCUCCACUAGUACAUCCCAUACGACUUGAAUCUGUGAAAAAUGAAAUCCAAUUAGGGAAUAAUAACCAACUUCACACAUAUAUAGAAUUUGGUAUAGACUCUGAAGAUGAGCCUUUAUCUGUUGCUAAAAAGAAGAGACAUCGUAAACCGAAGAAAAAAGCCCUAGCAACAGGCAGACGUAAAGUUAAGCCUAAAGUUCCUGAUGAUGACAGUUGGGACUGCAAUGAGUGUGGUUUGGUGGAUCAGCCAGGAGGCAAGCGUGCAGCGAGUGCACACAAGACUGAAAUUCACUCUAUAAGCCAAGAUGAGGCCAGUGAUGCUAUUGUUGAUGUUAAAAAAGAAGACACCAGUGAUGGAUCACAAACUUUCAAUAAUGGUUUUGAUUCAUUACCAAAAAUGGAAUUUGAUGAUUUUCCAGAGGAUGAUGAUGAUGAUAAUAGUUCUAAUUAUAUUCCUGAGGAGGAAACACCUAAACCUAAGAAAAAUAGAGUAGGUAGACCAUUAAAAUCUAAAAACAGUCCAGUACAAAAGAAAACUAAAAAGAGGGAAAGAGUUAUCCACAAGUGUGACCAGUGCGAUGCCAAGUAUUCCUCAUUAGCUCGGCUAGAGCAGCAUAAGCUGAAGCACGACGGGUCGAAGCCGCCGUACAUCUGUGAAGUGUGCGGGGCCCACUACAAGCACAAGCGAGCCUGCGACAUACACAUCGCGCUACAUAAAGGCAUCAGCGAUUGGAAAUGUGAAGAGUGCAACAAACUGUUUCCUUCGAAGGGAGCCCUAGCCAGGCACAACAAUAUUCACACCGGAAAACUCAACUACCAGUGCGACCUGUGCGGCAAGUCGUUCAUCCACACGUCGUCGUUCAAGAUGCACAAGCUGUCGCACUCGGGCCUGAAGCCGCACGCCUGCGACGUGUGCGGCCUCGCGCUCAUGACGCGCUCCCACCUCAAGCGGCACAAGCGCGUGCACUCCGGCGAGAAGCGCCACGAGUGCGGCGUCUGCGGGAAGCGCUUCUCCGAGAGGUACAACCUGGCGGCGCACAGCAAGUCGCACGAGAGCGCCGCCGCCGCCGCCGCGCCGCCGCCGCCGCGCCGCCACCUGUUCCGCUGCCCCUUCUGCCCCGACCGGUUCGAGAGGAGAUACAUGCUGGAGCGGCACACGUCGGUGGUGCACGGGCGCGCGCUGGAGCGGCCGCCGCCCACGCCCCGCAACACCAUGAGCAAGCUGCUCAAGGCGCAGGCCGCGCGCCGCCCCCCACCCGACGAAUCUGACAAUAAAGACGAUCGUAGUUCAGACUCUCGCUCGACGCCCGUCACCACGCCGCAGAAACUCCUCGGCGCCGCCACCUCCUGGUCCAGCGCCUACACCGAGUUCAACCUGCGCGCCGACUUCCCCCACUAG